CCACGUACAGUACUUUUGGCUUCCUCCCCGCUGGCCACCAGGCUGGCUGCUGGGGCGCAGUCCGGGCUGCAGUGCUGAACCGGCGCUGGCUCCGGCUGAGCAGGAGGACCAGUGGGUUCUGCUGCUGCUGGGGUACGCUGCACCGAGGUGCUCUCCUCCUAGCGCCUCCCCGCCUGAACCUGCGCUCCCCUGCCCAUCUUGGGGGCAUCCCAGGGCAGUGGAGUAGAAGGGUGUCCGCGCGGGCUGCUCCCCAGCUCUGUCCCAGGCCGGCAUAGCCUCUCCUCAUCUAGCUCCCUUCUGGAAGGAUGGGCUCUUCCCAGUCCACAUCGGAGGAGGUCCGGGAACUCGUGGGCAAGACUGGUUUCUCUUCAGAUCAAAUCGAACAGCUUCAUCGAAGGUUCAAGCAGCUGAGUGGGAACCAGCUGACCAUCCGCAAAGAAAACUUUAACAACAUCCCUGAUCUGGAGCUCAACCCUAUCAGAUCCAAAAUCAUCCGUGCCUUCUUUGACAACAGGAACCUCCGAAAAGCACCCACUGGCUUGGCUGACGAGAUUAACUUUGAGGAUUUCCUGACCAUAAUGUCUUACUUCAGACCAAUUGAGACCAACAUGGAUGAGGAACAGCUGGAGCACUGCAGGAAGGAAAAGCUAAGAUUUCUCUUUCACAUGUACGACUCUGACAGUGAUGGACGGAUCACCUUGGAAGAAUAUCGAAAUGUGGUAGAGGAACUGCUUUCUGGAAACCCCCACAUUGAAAAGGAGUCAGCCAGAUCCAUUGCUGAUGGAGCCAUGAUGGAGGCUGCUAGUGUCUGUGUAGGACAAAUGCAUCCUGAGUGGAGUGGAGAGGUCUUUCAGCUGAGAAAAGCUUAUGUGUGUGUCUUCUAAUUAAUUACUGAAACUGGUAGACAGAUUGCCAGCUGCAGCACCUGAUCUCAGGCACUGGGGCUGUCCCUGGAGAGGGAAGCUUGGGGUCAUUUUAUUUACUCGUCUUUUUCAGGCUGGUCUUUUGGUCCUAAGGGAGGCUUCUGGCUAGGUGGAAAUCUGGUACAUUCAGCAAAUUAAAUGACAGCAGCACAGAGACCCACAGCGCUGGUCACGAGGGCCCAGGAUGCCCGGCUUGCUUCCAUACUGAGCCAAACUCCCAUUUGAUUUAAUUAUACUUUCCCUCCUUAAAUUACUCCCAAUCCUACUUCAGUUUCAAUUGGUGACAGCAUUCUUAAUUUCCCCUAGUAAAAUUGUUGGCAGCUGCUGAACAACAUAAAAUCCAUAGACACAUUUUAGUGGCUGCUGAAGUGAUUGUG
Molecule: messenger RNA, 1300 nt
Organism: Phascolarctos cinereus (koala)
Lineage: Eukaryota; Metazoa; Chordata; Mammalia; Diprotodontia; Phascolarctidae
Source: RefSeq, a predicted model, not a curated record